AUGCUUUCUGUCAUUCCCUCGCUCGUCAACGGUGCGCCGGUGGUUUCCUCGGUGCGGAUCCCCGUUCUCUCGUCGGGCGGGAAACUCCUUCACCAUUAUCUGCCGCUCCCGUCUUCCGUUUCGCUUGACCAAGUGGCACGCAAUGCGUUUGUGGGCUUCCAAAAGUGGUCGGCGCGGCCUGCGCUGGAGCGCGCGGAUGUUUUGCGCGCGGCCGCCCUGACCAUCGGCGCCAAGCACGACUUCUACGUCGAGCGCCACAUGGAGUUGGGCGCGCCGCGCGGGUUCGCCGACGUUUGCGCCCGCGCCGCCGCCAACAGCUUUCUGGAGCUGGCGCUGGCGCUCGUGCGCGCCGAAGGAUGCGUGGCCCAGCUGCAUGUGGCGCCGUUGGCGCUUGCGCUCCGCACCCCUGUCGGGCCUGUUCUUUCGCUUGCCCCAUGGAAUGCGCCCACUGUGCUUUGGGCGCGCGCCUUGGCCGCGCCGCUCGCUGCCGGAUGCCUGGUGGUGGCCAAGGGCACUGAAAAGGCGCCGCUGCUAGCGUAUUUCUACGCGCAGGAUCUUUUGGCCGCCGGCGUCGACAAGGAAGCGGUGCAGCUUGUGCAUGUUCUGCCCGAGAACCAGCGCAGUGCCACCGAGGCGUUGAUUGCUCGGCCGGAGAUCCGCAAGGUCAACUUCACAGGCUCGACCGAAGUGGGCGCGCAAGUGGCGGCGGCCGCCGCGCAAAGUCUCACGCCCGUGUUGCUCGAGCUUGGCGGGAAAAACGUCAGCGUCGUGUGCCAGGACGCGCACAUUGACCGCGCGGCGUUUCUGGCGGUGCUCUCCGCCUGGAUGCACCAGGGCCAGAUUUGCAUGUGCUUGGACAAUGUAUAUGUGCACGAGGCGGUGUACGACGAUUUUUUGGCCCGCGUGGCUUUCCAUGCGCAGAAAUUGGCUCUGCUGCCCGACGCCGCCAUUCCUUUCCACAAUGCAGACAAGGUCCGCCGCAUGGUGGACGAAGCGCUUUCGGGCGGCGCGCGGGUCGUUUGGGGCGACGCAAAAAGAUUCCCGCUCGUGCUCGCCGACGUUCCGCCCCAGUCGGCGCUCGCCACGCGCGAAACUUUUGGCCCGGUGCUUUCCAUCUUCCGCUUUUCGGACGCCGAGGACGUGCUUUCUCGCAUCAACGCCUUGUCGUAUGGGCUCAAGGCGUCGGUGUGGAGCAGCAAUGUCAUGGAGGCGCUCGCCAUGGCACGCCGGCUUGAUUUCGGCAGCGUGCACAUCAACGGCUCCACUGUUCACGAUGAGGCGCUGCUUCCGCACGGCGGCGUGAAAAGUAGCGGCUACGGUCGCUUCAAUGGCAUGUGGGGCAUCGACGAGUUUUCCUACACAAAAGUGGUGACCAUGUCGUCUUAG
Clavispora lusitaniae ATCC 42720 is the source of this 1386-nucleotide messenger RNA. RefSeq lists its product as uncharacterized. Lineage: Eukaryota; Fungi; Ascomycota; Pichiomycetes; Serinales; Metschnikowiaceae. Gene Ontology annotation, biological process: GABA catabolic process. The record is from RefSeq and is a predicted model, not a curated record. Gene Ontology annotation, molecular function: succinate-semialdehyde dehydrogenase (NAD+) activity.